AUGAUCAACAGGUUGGACGCUCCCACGUUGGGGCGUCUCCUUCUCCUAUUGGCAAUCGUUGGAACUGUGGUAGCCAAUGCCAAUACUAACGAAACCACAAAGGUGCUUCUUCGUCGUCAUCGACGACUGGUGCUCAACCAAGAUGGAACGCUCCUCAAUGACGUUGAAACCACUUUCCCAGACCUUCAACAAUAUGAUUCUUUGAAUGAAGAUGCGACUGUUCAGCUCUAUAGAUUCACGGAUUCCAAUAUUCCAGAGGGAACCACUGUAAGGUGUUCUUUGGAUUGCACCGACACAGGUUCCUUUAGUGACGCUGCGAUUUCAUUCAAGGAGGGGACACUGCCAACAUUUUACAACGAUUUCAAUGAUAGAAGGACCAGUGACUGUGUCUUUACCAACGAUUUCACCAUGACUGCGACGGUACCCUUGUACGUGUUUUUGGCAAGUUCUCGAAGUGCUGGAUUGGUCAAUGGAAAGAUCAGGUGCAGGACACUCCCCUCCACACUCUCAUCUGAUGGCACACUUGCUGAUAACGUGGAAACCAGCUUUGCUGAUCUUACAUCAUAUGAUGCAAUGAAUGAAGAUGCAACUGUCCAGGUGUACAAAUUCACAAACAGUGAUGUACUGGAUGAUACAGUUGUCAGAUGCUCCUUGGAUUGCAUCAAUGAUGAGUCGUUUUCUUCCAAAACUAUCGCAUUCCAUGAGGGAACCCUGCCAAUAACCUACGAUGAUAGAGAUAGUGGAUCCAGUGGAAACUGCUUCUUCACAAGAGACUAUACCAUGACAAGUACAUUGCCCUUGUACAUUUUUGUGACCAGCUUUGAGAGCAGUGGAUUAGUUGGUGGCAGGAUCAGAUGCAGAACUCUUCCUUCAACACUCUCAUUAGAUGGGAUCCUUCUUGACAAUCAGGAAAUCACAUUUGCCGAUCUUGCAACAUAUGAUGAAAUGGAUGAAGAUGGAACUGUCCAGGUUUACCAGUUCACCAGCUCUGCUAUACAGGAUCAGACAAUCGUCCGAUGCUCAUUGGAUUGCAUCAAUGAUGAUUCGUUUUCAAAAGUCAUCUCAUUCCAUGAAGGAACCCUGCCAACAACCUUCACAGACAGAGACAAUUUCAGAAAUAGCGAAUGCCUCUUCACUGAUGAUUUUACCAUGACAAGUAUUGCUCCCCUAUUUGUUUUUGUCGCCAGCUUUGAGCGUGAUGGAUUAGUUGGUGGCAAGAUCAGGUGUCGAGCACUUCCUUCCACCCUCUCAUCUGAUGGGAUGCUUACUGAUGAUGUGGAGACAACAUUUGCUGAUAUUACACAAUAUGAUGGUAUGGAUGAAGAUGGAACUGUCCAGGUUUUCCAGUUCACCGGCUCUGUCAUACAGGAUCAGACAAUCGUCAGGUGUUCUUUGGAUUGCAUCAAUGAUGACUCAUUUUCUAGAACCAUUUCAUUCCAUGAAGGGACAGCGCCAACAACCUAUGAUGACAGGGAUCAAAUCAGCUUUGGUGAUUGCUUCUUCAGCAGUGACUACACUAUGGACACAAUAGCACCAUUAUUUGUGUUUGUGACCAGUUUUCAAGGUGAAGGAUUAGUCGGUGGCAAGAUCCGGUGUCGAGCACUCCCCUCCACACUCUCAUCUGAUGGGACACUCUCUGAUGAUGUGGAAGUCAGCUUUCCAAAUCUGCCAAUAUAUGAUCCUAUGGAUGAAGAUGGAACUGUCCAGGUGUACCAGUUCACAGGCUCUGCUAUCCAGGAUGAAACAGUGGUGAGGUGUUCUUUGGAUUGCAUCAAUGAUGGUGGUUUCUCUGAGAUCAUUGCAUUCCAUGAAGGGACCUUGCCAACAACAUAUGAUGACAGGGAUCAAAGAUCAUUUGGCACCUGCUUCUUUGUUGCUGAUUACACCAUGAGCAGUAUUGCACCAUUGUUUGUGUUUGUGUCUGGCUCCACUUCUGGGGAUGAUGAACUAGUCAAUGGAAGAAUCCGGUGUCGAGCACUUCCUCAAACUCUUUCUUCCAAUGGAACCCUUUCUGAUGAUGUGGAAACAACCUUUGCUGAUCUGUCAGAGUAUGACCCCAUGGAUGAAGAUGGAACAGUCCAAGUCUACAAGUUCACAAAUGCUGAUGUACUGGAUGAUACAAUUGUCAGAUGUUCUUUGGAUUGCAUCAAUGAUGAUUCAUUUUCUAAAACCAUUUCAUUCCAUGAAGGGAGCCUGCCAACAAUCUAUGAUGACGCAGAUGAUCGUGUUUUUGAUGACUGUUUCUUUACAAAUGACUACACCAUGCGCAGUGUGGCACCAUUGUUUGUCUUUCUAACAAGCCGUGAGAGUAAUGGAAUCGUUGGUGGAAAGAUCAGGUGCAGGGCACUUCCAUCCACCCUCUCAUCUGAUGGAACUCUUGCGGAUAAUGUGGAAACCAGCAUUGCCGAUCUUCCAACAUAUGAUGCCAUGGACGAGGAUGGAACUGUCCAGGUGUACACAUUCACAAGCACUGACAUACCGGCUAGUACCUCCAUUAGGUGCUCUUUGGGUUGUAUCAGUGAAGGCACGGUUACGGUCUCAUUCCAUCAGGGAACUCUGCCAACUACUUAUGCUGACAGAGAUGGUAGAACAACUGGUGGAUGCUCCUUCAAUGCUUUCUUCACCACAGGAAGUACUACUGAGCCUUUGUAUAUAUUUGUCACAAACUUUGGUAAUGAUGGAUUGAUUGGUGGAACAAUCACUUGUACAUCGGGAACAUUCACUCCUACACCAGGGCCAACAACAGCAGCUCCUGCACCAACUCGGAACCCAGUUUCAGGACUUGCUCAAGAUGGGAUACUUGCUGAUAAUGUGGAAACCAGCUUUGCUGAUCUUCCCCAAUAUGAUUCUUCCAAUGAAGAUGGAACUAUUCAAUUGUACAAGUUCACCAACCAAGAUAUUCCUGACAGCAUUGUGGUUAGGUGCUCCUUGGAUUGCAUCAAUACUGGAAACUUUGACAGCAGAAUAUCCUUUCAUCAAGGGACCCUACCAAUAACUUUGAAUGACAGAGAUGAUAGUAUCACUGGCAACUGCCUCUUCACCAAUGAUUACACAAUGGCCAGCACAGCACCUUUGUAUGUGUUUGUGACAAGCAUUGACAGUGCUGGAUUGGUUAAUGGAAGAAUCAGGUGCAGAUCACUACCCUCAACACUCACAUCUGAUGGGACACUUGCUGAUGAUGUUGAAACCAGCUUUGCUGACCUACCACAGUAUGACCCCUUGGAUGAGGAUGGGACAGUCCAAGCGUACACUUUCACAAGUUCCAAUUUACCCGUUGGUACAGUUGUUAGGUGCUCUUUGGAUUGCACCAACACUGGUUCUUUUGACAAUAGAUUGUCAUUCAAUCAAGGAACGCUGCCAGCAACAUUGACUGACAGAGACGAUUUCAACAGUGCAAAGAACUGCCCCCUAGUAAAUGAAUACACAAUGGCCAGCACAGAAUUCUUGUUUGUGUUUGUGACCAACUUUGAUAGUGCUGGACUGGUCAAUGGAAGAAUCACGUGCAGGGCACUCCCUUCCACACUCUCAUCUGAUGGGACGCUUGCUGAUGAUGUGGAAACCAGCUUUGCUGAUCUCCCACAGAAUGAUCGCAUGGAUGAGGAUGGGACUGUUCAGGUAUACAAGUUCACUGAAUUGGAUGUACCAGAUGCUACAGUUGUGAGAUGCUCUUUGGAUUGUGCGAAUACUGGUUCCUUUGACAGUGAGAUUUCCUUCCACCAAGGGUCCUUGCCAACAGAUUAUGAUGACAGAGAUCGUGGGAACAGUGGCAACUGCUUCUUCGCCAAUGCGUACACAAUGGCCAGCACAGCACCCUUGUAUGUGUUUGUGGCAAACUUUGAUGAUGCUGGUUUGGUCAAUGGAAAGAUCAGGUGCAGAGCACUACCUUCCACACUCUCCUCAGAUGGGAUGCUGGCUGACAAUGUGGAAACCAGCUUUGCUGAUCUCCCACAGUAUGACAUCAUGGAUGAAGAUGGAACUAUACAGUUGUACAGUUUCACAAAUGGUGAUCUACCAGAUGAUACAGUUGUCAGGUGCUCCUUAGAUUGCCUCAACACAGGUUCCUUCGACAGCUUCAUUGCCUUCCACCAAGGGUCCUUGCCAACAACUUUGAAUGACAGAGAUCGUUUCGACAGUGGCAACUGCUUCUUCACAGAUGAUUACACCAUGGCGAGUACAGCACCCUUGUUUGUGUUUGUGGCCAACUUUGAUAGCGCUGGACUGGUCGAUGGUAGAAUCAGGUGCAGGGCACUCCCUUCCACACUUUCAUCUGAUGGGAUACUGGCUGACAAUGUGGAAACAAGUUUUGCCAAUCUUCCAACGUAUGAUGCCAUGGAUGAAGAUGGAACUAUACAGUUGUACAAUUUUACAGGUUCCGAUAUACCAGAUGACACAAUUGUUCGGUGCUCUUUGGAUUGCCUCAACACUGGUUCAUUUGACAACAGAAUAUCCUUCCGCCAAGGAGCCCUCCCAAGAACCUUGGCGGAUGACAGUACUUUUGGCGCCAGUAGUGGCAACUGCUUCUUCACUGACGAUUUCACCCUGACAAGUACAGCACCCCUCUCUGUCUAUGUGACAAACUUUGACAGUGCUGGCUUGAUCAAUGGAAGAAUCAGGUGUAGGUCACUCCCCACAACACUAGCGUCCGAUGGGACUCUAGCUGAUGGUGUGGAAACCAGCUUUCCUAAUCUGCCGGUGUAUGAUCCAAUGGAUGAAGAUGGCACUGUCCAGGUUUACAAUUUCACCAAUGCUGAUAUUCCAGGUGGAACAACUGUUCUUUGUCGUCUGAAUUGUAUCAAUGCUGGCACCUCUGACAACUCCCUCAGAUUCCUGGAAGGGUCGCUACCACAAACCCUCAAUCAAUUUUUUGAUGGACGAAGUGGAAAUUGUCCUUUUCAGGCAUCAUACACUUUGUUCAAUACUGCAGCGCUCUAUGUCUUUGUCACUAAUUUUGAUGAUGCUGGGCUGAUUGGAGGCAGUCUCACUUGUUCCACAGCUCCAGCACCAGAACCCACGCCAGGCCCAACUUCAAUUCCUACCCGCUUCCCUACACCAUCACCCACCAAUCCACCAGGUCCAGUUCCAACACCAAAACCUACACAAAACCCCAACAACUUCACUCCGCGAAAACCCACACCAGUUCCCACUCUAGGUCCUACUCCCACACAACUGCCAAUUGAAGCCCCAACAGUUGCUCCCACCAUUCUCCCCACAGAGGCACCAACACCAACCUGCUUUUCGGAAGAUUCUCAAGUUAUUGUGCUAGGACAAGGACAAACUCCAAUGAAGGAUCUCAAGGUUCGUGACAAAGUCCUUGUUGGGACUCAAGGCAAUCAGACACAGUAUCAAGAAGUAUAUGCCUUUGGGCACUAUGACACCUCUUCCCCCACAGACUUUCUGGCAAUCUAUACCCAACCAAUCAACCACCAUUAUUAUUAUCAACCCAUGGAGGUAUCUCCUGGCCAUUUGCUCUUUGUCCAUGGCAAGGAAGUAGCUGUGCGUGCAGACUCGGUGAAAGCAGGUGACUAUUUGAUUCAAAAGACCAGCACCGAAACAGCUAGUACCACCAAUGAUGAUUCACUGCUUCAGGUGUCCAGAAUUGAGUCCAGAACCAAGAUUGGGGCAUACAUGCCACUCACCAAGGAUGGCACCAUUGUGGUCAAUGGCAUUGCUGCUUCAGCCUAUGUCUCCAUCCUAGAUGAUGCUCCUGAUAUUGUUCAAAAGUACAUGGCCAUCAUGUCCGAAGAGACCUUGCUGCACUGGUGGUUGGCCCCUUACCGUCUUGUUUGCAUUCACAUCUCAGCCAAGCUUUGUGAGAAUGACUACAAUGAGGAAGGCAUUGCCUACUGGCUGGCCAUUGGAAAGUACAUUGCUGCUACAGGCAAUCAUUGUUGGAUUGGCAUUCAGCUGGUUGGUCUGGCUGUUGUCACCUCCUUUAUGGCCGUCUUUGUGGCGCUGGAAGUGAUGGUGGAUCACUUCUGGUUGGCUGCAUUGGCUGGCUUGGCUGCCCUGACAGUCUGGGUGGGUAGGGGACCAGCCGGAAAGAAGAAUUUGUAG
This is a messenger RNA of Seminavis robusta, 6054 nucleotides long. The record is from the annotation of a GenBank genome assembly. NCBI's taxonomy places the organism in Eukaryota, Bacillariophyta, Bacillariophyceae, Naviculales, Naviculaceae.